Trichoderma harzianum CBS 226.95 is the source of this 1432-nucleotide messenger RNA. RefSeq lists its product as hypothetical. The transcript has a single exon. Gene Ontology annotation, molecular function: protein binding. Lineage: Eukaryota; Fungi; Ascomycota; Sordariomycetes; Hypocreales; Hypocreaceae. The coding region runs from base 17 to 1354 and encodes 445 amino acids. The record is from RefSeq and is a predicted model, not a curated record.
GCUCAGCUUCCGCACCAUGUAUCAGAACACUAGAACAUACUCGCGCAGACGUCGAAGCCAGCGCCUCAUUGAGGCUGAGAACUCUAAGAAAAGACUUCGGGACUCAACUGAACCCAUCCAUUUGCCAAUAUUAUCUUUUCCAACAGAAAUCCUCCUAUCGGUCAUAAGUCACCUACCGUCGCCAUGGCAACUUUCUUUAGGUUUGACUUGCAGAUUCUUCUCAGAGUUAACUCGCAGAAACACUCUACCACGCUUUGAGGGAAAAUAUCUGGUUGAGUUUCUUUCAACCUUACAAAGAGACAUCCCCAAUAUGUAUUUCUGCUAUUGUUGCAACAAGCUGCGCACACUCGAUCCUAACCUUGAUUACAAAAACCAAGCUCAUACAGAGACUGCUGGAGUUUUCACGAAUUCACGAUGGGCGCCCGAUCCCACCAAUUUCUUACACAUUAAGCUUCCGCCAUUUUUUUCUUCCUUUCUCUUCGAUACCAAAAUAUCAUUUAUGGAAGCAAACUUGGUCAUGAAUCGACACUUUCAUGGCCUCUCUCAUGGUACAUCUCUCCGGGGCCUCGAACGAUGUAGUAUCCUCGAGGAUGUUAUCGAAUUAGGCAGAUGCAUUAUGUUCCGCCGUAAGUUGAAAAAAAGGGACUAUAUCUCGGAAGAUUUCGUGGAUCCAGAAGCCAAAUUUCUCGAAGAAAAUCCCGAAGCUCUGCCAAGGAGGGAAGACGCCUGGAGAUUUUUAUUUCGAUCCAGCCCGAAGAUCAUCGAUGAUGAGCUCUUCAUUGCCAGAUUUUAUACGUUAACUGGGCCUCCAGUGACUCGAGAGCAACUUAAAAAGUUGAUGGAGAGUACUUCGAUACCAAUCUGCAGUCAUCUCACCUGCUCGGCGUUCCCGUAUUGCUGCUACCUCGGGAGACGCUUACCAAGGCGCUAUUUGCGCUGCUGUCCAUUCAUUUGGUCAAAAAAUCUUUACCGUGAUGGUGAUGGAAAAAUAAUCGAAUUUGAUCCGGAGCACGACUCUUGCUUAUUAUGCAGCACAGAUUACGAUAUCUCAGUUGAUCUAAAAACGAACAACGAAACGACCAUCAAAAUUAGUAUCUAUCAUCGCCUAGGAUCAUGCCGGUCUCCGAGCGAUAAACAUUGGAAUUAUUUUGUUACCCCCCUCCCACAAGCUCCUUGUUGGAAGUUACUACUAAAUGCCGAUUUCAAACUCCCGCGUAACUUUGAUUCCAAUGACGGGCUGUUUGACUUUGGAAACUUCCCUUCGGCCCAAGAAAUAAGAUCUCGCCAUCUGGAGGUUGAUCCUGGGGUAGCCCGGCGAAAGUGGCACGAGGAGGCACCGGAUGAAAAACUAUAAGUUUACCUGGCGCAUCUUAAGUUACACAAAUGGCAAUGUAAACCGAUGAGUUUAGAUAUAAUAAAAAUUCUAUCCCGC